This is a messenger RNA of Penaeus chinensis, 4069 nucleotides long. RefSeq lists its product as uncharacterized. The record is from RefSeq and is a predicted model, not a curated record. The coding region runs from base 8 to 4069 and encodes 1353 amino acids. Lineage: Eukaryota; Metazoa; Arthropoda; Malacostraca; Decapoda; Penaeidae. Gene Ontology annotation, molecular function: Notch binding. The transcript has 22 exons.
AGCUCUGAUGAAGCUGGUAUUUUAUUUGCUUGUGGUCGCUGCCUCCAUCCGUCUAGGCGGAUGUGAAGGAAUAAUGGGACUACAAGUCACCCUCGAGGUCCGAUUUCCACAGCAACAUCGCUUCCAUCUUACCUGGGAGGGUGAACAGGAUUCUUUGUAUAAGGUUUGCGUGACAAUCUGGUCGCAUGGUUGUGUGCACGUGGCAGGGACAGAGUACACAGUCGAGGAGGACCUUCCUUCCGGUAGUGUUUUCACAUUCUUCGUGAUGGCCGCAGAUGAACCUGACGAUUUCUCUUCAUUUGUCACCGUCUUCUACCCACAGGACCUGAUGGUGGAAGUACUUGACCCUACCACGAUGGAAGUAUCUUGGCAUCCCGACUCUACCUUUUACAUUAAGCAGGUCUUGGAUUUUAGUUGUGUUACUAGCAUGAUGUAUACUUUACUUGCUGCACAAAUCAACCUAAAGGGGACCCUUCUUGAAGUUCAAUGUGGGGGUCGAAUAGUAGGGGACGUCAGUGUGGACAACGUUACGAGUGUGCAGGUGCCCGUUAGAGACGUCAUCAUCGAACACAAUUUGAACUGUGGCGUCACUGAUGAGCAGAUGCACAUCCUUCCCCUUCUGUUGCAGCCAGUUAUUACGGGCCUUGACGUGGAGCUUAUUAUAGACUACACUCUGAACAAGAUCAGUUUUCUCGUGAGUUGGCAAGCUUUGGGACCCUCGGCCUUUAAGAUUUGUUCAUCUGGGCCUCCGCUGCAAUGCUGGAUGGUCAGCGGCUAUGAGUACCUCCUGGAUGAGUACUUCCCUUCGGGCAGUAUCUACAACUUUUACGUAAUGUACGCCGGUACCGAAGACUUCUCAAACUAUGUCACCGUAUACUAUCCGUGGCAGUUGGUGGUGAUCCCUCUGACUUCUUCAAAACUGUUGGUAUCAUGGGAUGAACGCGAAAGUCCGUUUAUCAAACAGGUUUCUGACGUUGGUGUGACCUGUGAGACAAGCGUGGAGUUAGACUUCGAAGGCUCUCCCGCUAAUAUCACCCUCUUUCAUAAUUUCGGUGAAAAUACUACAGGCAGCCUUUUUAUCCCACUCAAGCUUGUCGUCAUUAUUCCACCACCCGCUGAAGAUCCCUACCUCAGCCUACCUUGGGAGUGCCCCGAUACUCAUACGUGCGAGCCCGACACCCAGUGUGUGCCCGGAACGUUCAGUCUUCUGCCUGACCUUGAUGCAAAUGAGGAAGAGUUUCCCUAUUCUUGCAGAGGUGGUAACCAGACGGACACCGGGGACGGCCUGACCGCUGGCGAGGGAAAGGUGUUGUCCAUCCUUCACGCUGACAUCGUUUGGCCGGACCUUCAGACCUCAAGCAAUUUCAGCUGCAGGAUGAGUUCCUCGCUUUCCUUGUUGAAAUACAGCCUCGAGGGGAAGAAAGCAUCCGGGAAUCUAGACAUGUUGGCAACGUACAUGAACCUCUGGUCUGGCUACGAUUUCGUGACUGACUGUGUCCCUGACCCAACUAUUUUGCCUGAGAUCCUGGCGACGUGGAGAGAAGUUGAAGUCAGCGAACUUUCUUGCGAAACAGGACAUCUGAUCAAUGAAACAUGUUACGUUUAUAUUGAUGAGGAGCGAAGUUUCCACGAGGCUCGCAGAGAGUGUCUGGCCCUUGGCGGAGACCUGGCGUAUUUUACCCCAGAGAUUGCUGAGUGGCUCAGCGACGAAGAUAUAAAGGAAGUAAUGUGGUGCUUGGGAACUUCGUUGGAGGCUCGCCCUAUCAAGCCUCUUGCUCCAAAAUUCAUGCUGACGCCGUCUCUCAUGUCAGUUAAUGGCGCCACCCCCUGCUACCCUUCCAGUGCCACCUCCAACAAUUCCUGCCUCUCCAAAAUCCCCAGUCUGUGCGCCUUCUCCCCCCAGGCUGACCUUACUACAAAGACAGGAACUCCAUCAGAAGCGCCUCCGUGCGAGGAUCCGAAUCCUUGCUUGAACGGAGGAAUCUGCUACACUACCUUCGCGGGUCUGGGCCUCGCCUCUUCGGAAAACGCCACAGGACACAUGUGCCUCUGCCUCGAUGGCUAUUAUGGCCUCAACUGUGAAUAUACGGGGGCAGAUUACCAUGAGAGCAAAUCGAGUGAACUAGUGGCCCUAGAAGGAAACACACUGAAUAUAGAAUACGUCUGGUACGGCGUCCACAGCAAUUUCACUCACUGCUUCACUCCCGCUGCCCUUACUCUUUUCCAGUUACGUUGCAACGGCAGGAGCUUCUGCAAUGUGUCCGAGAGAGAUCUGCGCCUCCAUCUUCCUUCCUAUUGUCCGCGACAUCUCCGCCGUCAGCUUUUGGUACGGUGGUCCAGCAUGCGAGUUCCCGGGUGUGAGAAGGGCGCUGACAGUGCAGUCCCUCUAGGAUGUUAUUCUCUCACAGAUCAGGCCUACGAUAACGCUCAGGAUGCCAAGCUCGAGUGUAACAGUCAAGGAGGGGAUUUAGCUACACACUCCGAUUCGUCCAUUUUUUGCGACUUGACCGAGGUUUCAUCUAUCUGGGUCCAGUCAAGCAGUACGGCUGAUGAAAUACAUGGUUUCUCAUUCAUCGCUGCUGGGGCUACAAAGCAAACCUGUCCUUCAUCGCAGCCCAGUAUGAGCAACAGUAAAGCCAUGUGUAAUUUCCCUCUCAAAGACACUUCUAAGAUGUCGGCGUCUCUUGUUCUUGGUUUGAAUGAAAAUACGACUGGUGUUGAAGUUUCUUGGGACGAACAGCCAGGAGCAGACACUUAUAUCCUGUGCGCCAUCAUCUGUAUUAGUCUGCCAGGUUCGACAACAGAGUACUUCUGGCAGACGUUAGAUUCAGGAAUCAGACGCACAUUUACGCUAACUCCACUCAGUAACGGCGUUUCCUUACCAAAGUCGAGCGUCUCUAUCUAUCACCCAUGGCAGUUGAACGUGGUGGCUGGAGAGGCUGCAUCUGUCGUAGUGUCAUGGGAGCCUAUGCAUAGUUCCUUCGAGCCAGCGAUGGCCAGUGUCUCCUACUCAGGGGAGGGUUACGUUGUUGUGGAAGGCGUGGAAGGCGAUGUCUUCAACUUCGUUUUUGUUAACUCUAAGGACAGCGAGAUUUUGGAGGUAGAGGCUCACAUCCUACGCCACACUGGGACAGUUUCAGACCACACACGGCAAUGGAUGGUAAUGGAAGGCCCCCUUCAGAAAGUUAUCGGACUUAACUCCCUCCUGCCUGACAUAAAUCCCGCCAGGGCUUUCACUUUUCUUACCACUGUGUUUGAGGAGCAAGUCCCUGAGCUGGAAGGGGAGGACCUGGUGAGCAAAUCAAGCCUGGACAUCACCUACGCUGAAUUCGCGACCUCCGACCACUUCGAUGACCCCGAGUACUGCAGCGUGAGGUCAGCUCGAGCUCUUGUCAGAUAUGCAUGUCAGGGGAAGAAGUCUUGUAGUUUGCCGAAGGACUUGCUCGCUUCGUACACACACACGCCACUCACAUGGGAGAACCUUUGCUCCAACACGAAUGCAUCCUACCGCCUUUUCCUCCAAGCGGGAGAAAUGUCAGGUGACAUCGAGUGCCCAGACCUGGAAGGUCUGAUAGUGAAUCGCCACACAGAGGACAGAACUUGCUACGGGUUGACAACGUCAACUCUAGGCUUUCGAGAGGCAAGGGAGGUCUGUCUCUCAUACGGAGGCGACCUCCUGCAUUAUCAUGACCGCCUCAGGACAUGGUUAAAGCAGGCUUGGAAUGAAGCGUUGGCAGCGGGGGACAAGAAGACUUGGGUAAUCGGCUACUCCAGCAUACCACGACCGCUGAAGCCCAUGGUUCCACCUCAUCUGCUCCAUCCCGCUACCCUAGUUAACGGCAGCGUCGAAAUGUGUCGGGAGAACAACUGCGACCUUCAGCGUCAUCUCGGAAUAUGUGAACUGCCGCCCUACGUGUCGGAUAUACGUCAGACCAACGUCACCUACAACGAACCUUGCACUCGGGACACUUGUCAGAACGGAGGCACCUGUUUCACCACGCUGUCAGGAGAACAAAUGUGCUUCUGCCCCCCUUCACUCUACGGGUAUUCGUGUGAAAACAAAGACUAA